Molecule: messenger RNA, 309 nt
Organism: Mesitornis unicolor (brown roatelo)
Lineage: Eukaryota; Metazoa; Chordata; Aves; Mesitornithiformes; Mesitornithidae
Gene: OVCA2
Product: ovarian tumor suppressor candidate 2
Exons: 1
Biological process (GO): response to retinoic acid
Cellular component (GO): nucleus; cytoplasm
Source: RefSeq, a predicted model, not a curated record
CCCCGCUUCCCUGUGGCGUUUGCCAUCCUGGUGGCCGGCUUCGCCAGCCGCGCCCCAGCCCACGGCCACUUCUACCGAGAGCCCAUCGCCCUGCCCACGCUGCACGUUGUGGGUGAUGCAGACGCCGUCAUUGCUGCCUCCCUCAGCAGGGAGCUGGCCCAGCACUUUGUGGAGCCGGUUGUCCUCACUCACCCUGGCGGGCACUUCGUCCCCGUGGCUGCGCCACAGAGGAAGGCCUACCUGGACUUCUUGGACCGCUUCUGCCCAGGAUGGGGACAGACUGAGCCCUCAGGGACUGUGGCUGUUUGA